Messenger RNA from Cyphellophora europaea CBS 101466, 1239 nucleotides. RefSeq lists its product as uncharacterized. Lineage: Eukaryota; Fungi; Ascomycota; Eurotiomycetes; Chaetothyriales; Cyphellophoraceae. The record is from RefSeq and is a predicted model, not a curated record. The transcript has 2 exons. Bases 1 to 1239 code for a protein of 412 amino acids.
AUGUCUUGGACGGGCGUCCAUGAACAACAGAUUGAUCAACCAUCACAGGCGUUCGACGGCGUGUGUACCUCUGACGGUCGGUCCAUACUCCAUCAGGAGGAUGAAGUUCACCUACCUACUUCGACCAUAAAUCCAUCAUUACUUGACAUGAGGUCAGCUGGUCUCGCAGGAAAAUCUCAGCAGAGAUACGAUACCAUGAACCACUCCAAGAAGAGGAGUUUGAAACGGUUGAGGAUAUCAGACCAAGACGAGAGAACCCGCUCCACUGGUGUCACAGAGUUCCAAUAUGUCGGUGGGCUGCAGAGAACGCCUACGAAAGCACCUACAACGGCAGUAAGAAGUCUGUACACGGCGAUCGAAAGUGAAGACUGGCAAAGCAGGCUGAAAUCGAUGGCUACCUCAUGUGCUGGCUCAAAUCAAAUGAACAUGAGGCCGGUCUCUAUGGCAUUGGACGCAGUCGUCAAAACUUUGCACGGGUUGGAGACCGUACAAGAGUACAUCGCUCUGAUGAGACGACUCGUCUUGCUUCGCUUGGCACAUCAUUACCUUACUUUCUACAAUCUACUGAAAGAUGAUCAUUGCGAGCGAAGAGCCCAUCGUGAAAGAACUGGUGGCAAGCUGGAAGUUCGAGUGCUGGAUUCCAUGAUAGUGGCGGCGUUUCCCAAAGUUGGAACUCCGCCUAAUGUUGCUGGGCAACCACUAGACGACUGGCGAGCGCGGACGCAGAAAGAGCGAAAAUCAAUCUCAAAUCAACUCCGGGUAGCCAAACACUGGAAAGCCGCCGUCGACUCGUUAGGAAUGGGCGGAAUAGCUCUAUUCCCGGCAAAAGGGGAGGUGAACAGCGCGUUCGACGAUGAGGUUAAGAAGUGCAAACCUAUCCUAGCCUCAAUCUGUGUACCUCUCGUGCCGCCUUUCCCUCCUUUGUCGUUCCUCUCUGAGUGCCUCUUCGACAUCGGUCAGGCCUUCAAGGCGACCAUGAAACGUAUCAUGACCCUGUCCAAUUUGAUUUCCACCCUCUGCAAUAUGUGUGCCAAAGUGGAAGGAGAGAACGGCGACCUGACAAGAUGUCAGCCUCAUAUGUUCAAGCGACUUCAAGACGCUGACCACCAAGAGCUCAACCAAUAUGCUGGCAGCGGUGUCUUUAAUAGCUGUGGCCAGCAUCUCACGUUGUAUCAAUGGGGCACAAUAGGUCGAGUACCCGGACGUUUUUUGGCAGGUACCAGCUUCAAUAUCGCGUGA